Messenger RNA from Populus trichocarpa (black cottonwood), 2224 nucleotides. RefSeq names its product protein SOSEKI 3. The record is from RefSeq and is a predicted model, not a curated record. Lineage: Eukaryota; Viridiplantae; Streptophyta; Magnoliopsida; Malpighiales; Salicaceae. The transcript has 6 exons. Bases 316 to 1902 code for a protein of 528 amino acids.
CAGACUGGGAAAAGCAUAAAAAAGGCAACCACAAAAAAAAACCCAGUCUUGUUCUUAGCUCCCAGCUCUCUCUCUCACAUACGCACACUCUCUCUCUAUCUUGCUCUCUCUCUCUCUCAGCCUCUACCGAAUCAGCCAAAAAAAAGUACGCGCAGAAAAUAAGAAGCUAAAACGACAUUUCCUUCCCUGUAGUUUCUCUUUAUAGAGUCACCAUCACCGUUAAACACCAUAAAGAUUUUGUAUCUAUUUGACUGCUACCAGACGCUCUCAGGAUUGCCAAGUUUCAGAAUUUUUGUUAAGGGCUUUGAUGUGAUAAUGGAGACGAUGACAAUGAAGAAGUACAACAGGCAAGUAAGUCCAGAGAGAGCCAAAGUGUGGACAGAGAGGUCACCAAAGUAUCAACAACAGAAUCGUAAAGUCCCUGUUGUUUAUUAUCUCUGUAGAAAUCGUCAGCUUGAGCACCCUCAUUUCAUUGAAGUCCCUCUUGCUUCACCUGAUGGUCUCUACCUUAGAGAUGUAAUUGAGAGGCUUAAUGUAUUGAGAGGCAGAGGGAUGGCUUCUUUGUAUUCUUGGUCUUCUAAGAGAAGCUAUAAGAAUGGAUUUGUAUGGCAUGACCUUUGUGAGGAUGAUUUAAUUCUUCCUGCUCAUGGAAGUGAAUAUGUUCUCAAAGGUUCUGAACUCUUUGAAGAAUCUAAUUCAGAUCGCUUCGCUCCUGCUGGAACCAUAAAAAUGCAAAAUCUGAAACUAUUGCCAGAACCCGCAUCUUCUAGAAGUCAAGAUGAUUCCUCAUCGUCUGCAAGUUUGAAUGGAAAGGAAACAAAGCAUUCUCAGGAAGAUGAAGUAUCCCCUCCACAGCAACGUCCUGGCUCCUCUGGCGUGUCUCCAGAGUCUACAGUUGGAAAGAAUUCUCCAUGGAAUGGCUCUCUUAGCUUGACAGAAUACAAGGUUUACAAGAGUGAUGGAUUCGCAAAUGCUUCAACACAGACUGAGGAAAAUGUUAGCAGACCUAAAUCCCGAGAAACUUGCUCAAGGGGUGUUUCGACUGAUGAUGGUUCUCUGGAACAGGAAUGCAAUGAGAAUGAUCAAAAUCGACUUCCACACGUGAAGGAAAAUUCUGAGAUAUGUGAGAAUUCAGUUUCGCCUCCCCCAUCUUCCUCUAGUGCAUCAUCAUCGGGCGGGAAGACUGAAACUUUGGAGUCUCUUAUUAGAGCUGAUGUUAAUAAAAUCAACAGUUUUAGAAUCCUUGAAGAGGAAGAUAUUCGAAUGCCAAACAAUGCAAGGCUCAAGGCCACUAAUAUGUUGAUGCAAUUGAUAUCCUGUGGGUCAAUUUCAGUGAAAGAUCACAGUUUUGGACUAGUUCCAACCUACAGGCCGAGGUUUUCUCAUUCGAAACUUCCUUCUCCAUUGUUCUCUACUUCUAUGAUGUUAGGAGAGCUUGAUUGCUUGUCAGAGAAUCCGAGGAUGAUGGGCCUCAGAUUGGAAGAAAAAGAGUAUUUCAGUGGGAGCUUGAUUGAGACAAAAAUGCUCAAGGAAGGAGAUGGACAUCCUAGUCUGAAGCGUUCUUCUUCCUUCAAUGCAGACAGGACGUGUAAACAACCAGAUUCAGUUGAAGACAAUGAAGAGUCAACCUCUGGACGCUCAAAAUGCAUUCCACGAUCAAAAGCCUCCCUAAGCAAGCAACCGCACAGUGAAUCUUUGCGAUCGCCAGUUUCUGAUAAACCUAGAAACUCCUCUAACGGGGCUAAUGGCUCUCAAGUAGUGCACAAUAGCUCAUCAAAUGGUGGCAGUAAAAGAAUCACAGAGCCUGGUUCAGGUAAAAAACAAUCAAAGAAGCUCGAUUCUUUCAGAGAGGAGAGGGUGAUCAAAAUCGAAGAAAGCUUGCUUCAGGAGCUCGGGUUAUAAUCCACUCCAAAGCAUCUUGUGACCCUUCUUCUGUUUGCAGUUCUUAGGGCACAAUUUGGAGGCAGGCUGACCAAUGGUAACAAACAGUUCGUUCCAUUUGAAAAGGCGUGUUGAUUGUGUAAAACCACUAGUUUUCAAUUUUUCUUUAAAUUUCAAAUGAUGGUUAAUGUAUGUGUCGGUCCAUGUAAUGAUCCUGUAAAUCUCAAAAGCUUUAAAGGGUAGAGAAAAAAUGGGAAAUAACCCAUUUGCAAGGGUGCAAGUUCAGGCAUUGUCUACUGGGUGUCAGCUUUUUUUUAAAUGGAACCGCACCUUUGCUUGUAAA